This is a messenger RNA of Acanthopagrus latus (yellowfin seabream), 890 nucleotides long. RefSeq lists its product as uncharacterized. The record is from RefSeq and is a predicted model, not a curated record. Gene Ontology annotation, biological process: bicellular tight junction assembly; cell adhesion. The coding region runs from base 1 to 657 and encodes 218 amino acids. Lineage: Eukaryota; Metazoa; Chordata; Actinopteri; Spariformes; Sparidae. Gene Ontology annotation, molecular function: structural molecule activity. Gene Ontology annotation, cellular component: bicellular tight junction; plasma membrane. The transcript has a single exon.
AUGGUUUUUCUAACACCUAAAAUCAUGCAGAGAACCGCACUCUUUGUGACGUUCGGGGGUUUUGUCACAUCUCUGAUCACGACCUUUCUCCCAUUCUGGAAGACGAUGAACUCGGACCUGAACGAGGUGGAGAACUGGUUCUCUGGACUGUGGCACAUGUGCCUCUACACAGAGGAGGUGGGAAUUCAGUGCAAAGCCUACGACUCCAUCAUGGCACUUCCGAUGGACCUGCAGAUCUCCAGGGUGCUCAUGUCGGUGUCCAUAGGCACGGGAGGCUUAGCUCUGGUGGCUGUCCUCCCAGGACUGGAGGGGGUGGAUGUGUGCCUGGGGCAGCCUGGCCUGAAGAGGCGGCUCCUCAUCCUGGGCGGGGUGCUGUCCUGGGUGUCAGGGCUGACCACUCUGGCCCCCGUCUCUAUCGUGGCCUACACAACUGUGGUGGAGUUCUGGGACGAGGGUUUUCCAGAUGUGAUGCCACGCUGGGAGUAUGGAGAGGCGAUGUUCUCCGGGUGGUUUGGAGGUUUGGCUCUGGUCAUCGGAGGGACUCUCUUCUUCAUCGCUGUGUGCAUGUCAGACUUCGACCAGAGGCCGCCGAGCGUGCCGGGCAGCCCGCAGGUGAAGCGGAGGACGAAGCACUACCUGAAGACGGAGGUGUUAUAGAGCAGACGGAGGCCUGAAACACUCCUGUGACUCUAUUUCUGUGACAAGACUCUGAGAUUAUAUGAAUACAGUUCAUCUUUUAUAAGUCAAACUGUUCUCUGAUUAUGGUUAACAGAAAGAUUAUUUUCACAAACUGUUGAAGUAAUGUGAGAUUUAACCAGCUGUAGUAGUUUUUAAUUCUCCACAGAGGACAGAUGGACCGGGAGGUUUUAUUUUCCAGUAAACACGCGACU